Molecule: messenger RNA, 1051 nt
Organism: Aspergillus pseudonomiae
Lineage: Eukaryota; Fungi; Ascomycota; Eurotiomycetes; Eurotiales; Aspergillaceae
Exons: 2
Coding region: 127-834 (235 amino acids)
Biological process (GO): endoplasmic reticulum to Golgi vesicle-mediated transport
Cellular component (GO): COPII-coated ER to Golgi transport vesicle; Golgi membrane; endoplasmic reticulum membrane
Molecular function (GO): COPII receptor activity
Source: RefSeq, a predicted model, not a curated record
AAUUGAUCAGACCGCUUUCAUCAUCGGACACAUACGAUCGCCAAGCUUCAUUUGUCCACUCCCUCCCUAACCUCACAAAAUACAAUAUAUUAAUCGGAGCUAGAUUGACACUUUCAGCUCUCCAACAUGUGGAUCCUACCCUUACUAGGAUAUUUGGGGGUUAUUGUGGGGUUCUCAUUUCUUACUUUGGCCAUAGCUUCUGGGCUCUAUUAUAUGUCGGAACUUGUAGAAGAACAUACUGUUCUCGCCCGUCGCCUUUUGACUCGGUUGAUAUACAGCAUUAUCCUCAUCCAGAUCCUCCUAUUCGUUUUUGACCGGUUUCCUUUCUCUCUAUCUCUUCUUGGCAUCGGCUCGCACAUCGUCUAUGCAAGCAAUUUAAGACGGUUCCCCAUCGUCAAGCUAUCGGAUCCCUUUUUCAUUCUGUCAUGUGUUCUUGUUGGUCUAAACCAUUGGCUCUGGUUCCGUCAUUUCUCGAAACCUCUGCCUGCGUCGCGAGCUGCAUCCAACUGGCGGCAACCAUACCAAAUAAACGCGGAGGACAUGCCGACUUUCACUGAAGUUGCAUCUUAUUUUGGACUUUGUGUCUGGCUGGUCCCUUUUGCGCUCUUUGUCAGUCUUAGUGCAGGUGAAAAUGUCUUGCCCAGCAUUGGGUCCGAAUAUGCCACUGGUGAUCAUGUUUCAACUCCGGGGUUUACUCGCAAUACUUUGACUUCAGAUGGGAAAUCAAAGAACAAGGGCAUGGCAAAGGCUCUGGUGGAUAGUGUUCGAGACUGGGUCAAAGAAAACGGUGAACUGAUGGGAUUCUGGAGAGGUGAACGCUCCAAAAGGUUCUGAGGCGCCACAAAACAAUGUAAUGAGCAUCAUGUUGGUCCGUCCUAGCCUGGUUAAUGUAUUUGUCCUACAAUCACUAUUAACAGCGACAAUAACUCAAAGCAUGAGUGGGUUGAUCUGACUUUGAUCAAACUUCACACGCCUAUAUAGACCUAAGUAGGCGGCAAAAAGUUUAAAUUGUUUAAAGGUGUCAAGAGGCAUUGAUGCAAGUAUAUAAUGG